This is a messenger RNA of Cryptococcus wingfieldii CBS 7118, 1113 nucleotides long. Its product is annotated as chaperone regulator. The transcript is spliced from 9 exons. Gene Ontology annotation, molecular function: Hsp70 protein binding. The coding region runs from base 1 to 1113 and encodes 370 amino acids. The record is from RefSeq and is a predicted model, not a curated record. Gene Ontology annotation, cellular component: cytoplasm. Gene Ontology annotation, biological process: protein refolding. Lineage: Eukaryota; Fungi; Basidiomycota; Tremellomycetes; Tremellales; Cryptococcaceae.
AUGCUCCCAGGGCCCCUCCUCUGUAUAAUAUCCCUCGUCCUGCUAAGCGGAUGUAUGGCGGCAGAGUCGCUGUAUAGCGUGCUUGGAGUCAAGAAGGGUGCUUCGGAUGGUGAUCUCAAGAAGGCAUACCGGAAAUUGAGCAAGAAAUUGCACCCUGAUAUCAAUCCUGACGAAGCCGCCCACGAACGCUUCAUAGAAGUAGCCAAGGCUUAUGAGGUACUCUCCGAUUCGGAAAAGAGGUCUAUAUACGACAAACACGGAGAACAAGGUUUGAAGCAGCACGAAGCGCAGAAAGCUGGGGGUGCGCAAGAUCCGUUUGCGAGGUUCUUUGGUGGAGGCGGCGUGCAAGAACAACGAGGACCGGGAAUGAUCACCAACCUCGAAGUAUCUCUCAACGACAUGUACACUGGUAGAACAGUAGAGUUCCAAAUACCCCGCCGAGUCAUCUGCCCACACUGCCAUGGUUCCGGCGCCGAAACAGAACAGGACAUCCAUCAAUGUAACCACUGCAACGGUCAAGGUGUAACCGUCCAACGGCACCAAGUCUUCCCCGGCAUGUUUACCAACGUCCAAAUGGCAUGUCCCCACUGCGCCGGCAAAGGUAAACGCAUAACCAAACAAUGCCACGUCUGCUCUUCCGCCAAAACGAUCCAAACGCAACAUACCAUGGCCAUCAAUAUCCCCGCCGGCGCGCCUGAAGGGUUUGAAGAAGUCUUCCAUGGCGAGGCGGAUGAGCAGAUUGGGAUGGAUGCUGGGGACGUUGUUGUCCGUGUGCGGAGUCGGAUGGGUGAGGGGGAAGGGUUUUGGAGGAGGAAGGAGAAUGGGAUUCUGGGGAGGGUCACGCUGAGUGCUGCUGAAGCGUUGCUGGGUUUCAGAAGAGAGUUGCAGCACCUGGAUGGACGCAAGAUUAUCGUCUCGCGCACCGGUACCACCCAACCAGCAGAGGUCGAAGUUAUCGAAGGCGAAGGCAUGUCUGGAUACAUGGACAUUCCCCAAGGAGACAUGUUUAUCGAGUACUCUGUCGUGUUCCCCACUGAAGUCUCGAAAGAGACUAGGCAGAAACUGCAAGAGGUGCUCAAGUAUACCCCUCCCGUGGAACACGAUGAGCUGUAG